Messenger RNA from Aspergillus affinis, 591 nucleotides. RefSeq lists its product as uncharacterized. NCBI's taxonomy places the organism in Eukaryota, Fungi, Ascomycota, Eurotiomycetes, Eurotiales, Aspergillaceae. The record is from RefSeq and is a predicted model, not a curated record. Gene Ontology annotation, molecular function: FMN binding; NAD(P)H dehydrogenase (quinone) activity. The transcript is spliced from 3 exons. The coding region runs from base 1 to 591 and encodes 196 amino acids.
AUGUACGGCCACAUUGAAAAGUUGGCUCAAGCCGAGCUGAAGGGCAUCGCAAGUGCCGGAGGCUCUGCAGAUCUCUUUCAUAGCUUACCAGCCAGGAUCCCGGAGACUCUGUCUGAAGAAACUCUUGCCAAGAUGAACGCGCCGCCCAAGUCCUCGGUUCCUAUAGCUCAGCCCGAGAAGCUUCUUGAGUACGACGGUGUUCUCUUCGGUAUCCCCACCCGGUACGGGAACUUUCCCUCUCAAUGGCGCGCCUUCUGGGACAGCACUGGGGGCAUCUGGGCAACUGGCGGUUACUGGGGUAAAUACGCCGGGCUGUUCGUGUCGACUGGCGUGCAAGGCGGCGGCCAGGAGUCGACCUGUCUUUCAGCGAUGAGCACACUGGCCCACCACGGCUUCAUCUAUGUCCCGCUGGGCUACAAGACUACUUUCGCUCACCUGGCCAAUCUCGAGGAGAUCCAUGGUGGUAGCCCCUGGGGUGCCGGGACCUUUGCUGCCGCCGAUGGCUCUCGCCAGCCUACUGAGCUGGAACUUAAAAUUGCCGAGGCCCAGGGCAAGGCAUUUUAUGAACAUGUGGCGAAGGCGAACCCUUAG